Molecule: messenger RNA, 8332 nt
Organism: Pelobates cultripes (western spadefoot toad)
Lineage: Eukaryota; Metazoa; Chordata; Amphibia; Anura; Pelobatidae
Source: the annotation of a GenBank genome assembly
GAUUUAUUGGAUCUUGGACAGAUAUCUAGCUCUGGUCAGUUGAAUGAAUAUAAAAACUGCACUCAAUAGUUUAUUUGUAAAUUGAUAUCCUCUCACCCACAGAGAAUGUCCACAUUGUUCCCGUCACUGUUGCCACAAGUCACAGAGUCCUUGUGGUUUAAUCUGGACAGACCAUGUGUCGAUGAGAAUGAAUUGCAACAGCAGGAGCAGCAACAUCAGGCCUGGGUGAGUCCGCGACUGUAGCGAGCAUGUGUGUCCUACCUGGGUCCCCAGGAGGUUAUGUGGGAAGCUGAAUUAGAGUCCUAAUGGCGAAUUCCCCAGACUAUAUUUGGCGCAUAAUUAUGACAUGUAGAGUUAUUCUAAUGUGGAUUUCUAAGUCCACUACUCAUAGGGAAUUUCAAAAUGAUGUGGACCAAUACAAAUUAAGCGAUUUAUGCUUACCUCUCCAACUCCACGUUGCCCUGUUGUAGUUCUAGUAGACCAAGAGCGCGUUGCUUGUGUAUACUUCUCCUGGUAUCUGACUUGUCUGUUUAAUCGUUUCUCCUGAUAUCUGUAAUCCUGUGACCAUGACUUGUUAUAAUGUUUAUCCAUGUCUCUCCUGUCCUUGACAUUCUCUCUGACUCCUCUAUCAUUAGUACGUACAUUUAAAGGACUGGUACACGGCUAUUCUACUUAUUUUGUUAUAGUCCGCACGUUUACGUUCCACACUGAUCCUGACAGAUACUCCAAUUGUACAUCUUGAAGCACAGGUCGUCAAUCUCCAUCCUGGUGGGAAACCUACUUUACGUAUUAUCUGCCUGAUGAUUGGCUGGGCUUGUGAUUAGCAUUUUACAAAGCGUUCAUGUUGCGUUGUGUAAUCUGUUUCAUACAUGGACAGGGUUAUUAAAGUGAUUCUAUGGUGCCAGGAAAACAAAGCCAUUUUCUUGGCACUAUAGGUACAUACAGUGCCCCCGUCCUUCGUGCUCCCACUCCUGCAGCGCUAAAGGGGUUAAAACCCCUUCAGUGGCUUACCUGAAUCCAGCGCUGAUGUCCCUCAGCGCUGGGUCAAUCUCUGUCACACUCCUCACCUGUCAGGGGAGACCUAAUGCGCAAGUGCGGCAAUGAUUGUGCUCGCAUUAGGAUUUCCCCAUUGGAAAGCAUUAUUCACUGGUUUCCUAUGGGGAAAAAAAUCUGACGACGGAAGUACUCAUGCAGAGCGUGAGGACGUCCAGCGUCAGAUACCGGACCGAAGGUCUGUUUCAAUUCAGGAAGCAAAGUCCUUCUUGUGGCUGUCUGGUAGACAGCCACUAGAGGUGGAGUUAACAAUCAGAGGUAAUUAUUGCAGUUUCUUAGAAACUGCAAUAAUUACCAUUGUAGAGUUAAGGGACAUGGGACAUUGCACCCAGGCCAGUUUAAUGAACUGAAGUGGUCUGGGUGCCUACAGUGUCCCUUUAACCAAUGGGAAUUCAAAGUAAAUUCGGAGCUUUGUUUGCAUAAAUGUAUUUUGAAUUACUGACAAUGCUGCGUAGAAUCCAUGAAGAAGGACUGUUUUCACACCAAAAUCACAUAAACAGAACGCCAGUUCAUUAUGAAAUGUCCCUUCCGCGAUUGUUCUGACGGACACUCGUCCAAGCAGCAUUCUGUCCUUGAGUUAUUGGCUGUCCGUGUGAUUGUUGUAGCUUUCAGCAGCCAGUGACAGCUCUGUAAGAGACAACCAAUAAAAUAUCACAGUUCAGUAACUGAUUGGCACCUUCUGCAUAAACAGGUCAGAUAAUGCGAAAGGCGUUGAUCGGCUCUAAUGUUCAAACUGCGCUGGGGGAGGAGCUUGCUGCUCUGCAACCCUCACCUGAUACAAACUGGCAGUGUUACACUUGUAGGGUGUGUUUUCACAUAACUUGUUAAGGCCUGUUACCCAUUCACCAUUCUGGGAUUAUCCAAACCAGAGCUGCCGUGUUAUUUGUAAAACCCUGGCUAUUUACCCUCCACCCACACAUACAAUAUUGUUAAUGCUUAAUCUAAAAUAUGUUUUUAUCUUUCAGCUCCAGAGCAUAGCUGAGAAGGACAACAGUUUGGUUCCCAUCGGCAAGCCGGCAUCUGAGGUAUGAACGUUCGCUUGAAUUGGUGGAAAUGUGGCAGCUUAUAUCCAUUUACAUCCAUUCUCAGUCUCUAUGAAAGAUAUAUUAUUUUCUUUCUCCCUGAGCAGAAGCAAUGUGCGCUUAAUGUGUGGCUACAGAGUGGGAGGAGCCUAGGAGGAAUUAUGGCGGCAAAAUUUUUUAAAAUAUUUCUUCCUUAGCGGUUUGGUUGUAAUGGGUCAGUUAUGGCAAAGUCAGAGCAAUCCGUUCCAGGAUAAGGAGGGUUGGAUUUCUAUAUUUAAUUUGAUUUUCCACACCUCUCAAUUACAUAUUGUUAAAUAUAGGGAUAAGUAAACAUAUUAUGCAAAUCAUUAAAGCAUUACAUAAUAAAUUAUAACAAAUGAGAUUCAUGUCAUGUGACCAAAAACAAAAGGAAAAUAAAGUGCUUAGUUUUUGUGGAUUUUUAUAUUAAGUAUGGGCGAGACGCAUUAUGCUAAACCAUGAAUGAAUCCUUCGAUGUUUUAGAUAUGAUCCGUUUCUGGGCCUUUCCAGAUAGUUUUCAACAAAACAGAUUUUACCUCCUCUAGACAUGAGCUAACAUUGAGCAGGGAGUCUUGUCUCGUGUGGCUGGAAUGACUCGUCUUCUAGAUACAUUGUGAUCGCGCGGAGGGUUCCCAGCCUCACUAUUGCCGUCUGUGAUUAUUAUUUUUUUUUCCUUAGCCUUAUGACGAGGAUGAAGAGGAAGAUGACGAGGAUGAUGAAGAUAGUGAAGAAGACUCAGAAGAUGAUGAAGACAUGCAGGACAUGGAUGAAAUGAAUGAUUAUAAUGAGUCUCCUGAUGAUGGGGAGAUAGAGGUGAGUUUCAGGACAUUUCUACCACUCUCUCACCAGACUGGGUUGGAACACAAUUAAUUGUGGUUCUGUAGAAUCCAGAGCUUUGCACUUCAAUGACACAGUAAAUACCUGAUACCUUAGAUCCGGGACAAAUCGUCUGUCUGUGCUGAAACGUUGUUUGGUUUGUGUGUCCCCCGUAAAGAGCCGUCCUGGAACAUUGUGAGUGCCAGAUCUUUUCUCUGGUAUUUGUUUCACCAGAUUCCAAUGACCGCAUGUUAUUUCGGCCCCUGUAAAGUAGUUUGAUUAAACGGCAAUGAUAGGAGCUGGAUGGAUUAGCCACAUGGCGAGUGUGCAGAAUUUUACACACACAGCUAAAAGUUACUGUCGUUCUUGGAAAGUUUAUUUUUUUGUGAAAAGGGAAAAAAAAUCUGGUACUCUUGGUCCUUAGUGACACGCUAUUACAUACUGUCAGGAGAACAUUUUGACAUGUGAUCUUAUCAUGGCAAAAUAUUGCCUUGCUGACUGUUAAUGACACAUUAAACGCACUGUGUUUAUUUACUGAUCAGACAAUCGUUCUAAAUUGGCACUUUUUGCCUUAGUUUUGCCAAUUGGUUUUAAAUUCAUUACAUUUCGUUGUUAAGUGAAUAAGUCCCACUGCUGGAUUUUUUUAUCUGUUCUAUAUUGACAUCUGGUAAACUGAACCAAACUCCGCUCUGAGAUAACAAUGUUGUGGAAUUUUUUGUCGAUAGCUAAUUCGGACAGAGAGGAAUCUAAACAAAAUAAAAUGAAUUAGCCUAGCAUUGUUUCAUGUAACCCCAACAUAUUUUCAGACAACCUGGGUUUCCCGGUUCUAAAGCAGGAACUACCACUACUCUAACCAGCCUAAAACAUAACUUUUAAUAUUCCUUUAAAACUGUACAUUUGUAACACUAAAUUUAGUCACAAUAAGAUUUAAAAAAAUGGUACUGGUUGUAAUUUUUCCCCAAGAUUUCUAAACUGUGAUAGCAGAGAAAAGCGCUAAGGAAUCUGUUGGCGCUAUAUGAAUGGCAAUAAAAUUAAUAAUAAUUGCCUAUAAAUUAUAUUGAAACUGUCUUCUAAAAUUCCACCACAAGGUGGCCCUUUCAUACUACAAAUCAGGAUAGUAACCCAACUAAAAUGAGUUAGAGAUAUAGCCAUUCCCAAUAUCAAUAGACUAGAACUGUCCCCUACGGCCCAUUCACACCAAAAUAGAAAGUAACAGCGUUAUUCAUUAACGUGAGAAUUCAUUGUGAAAUCAAAGUGAAUUUCAAAUUUAAGGUCAAAAUAGCCAAGCUAGAAAAGGUCUCUAAGUCUGUUAUGCUUCCAGUUUGAUUACUCUGGCCUUGUAUAUGAAAUUCACUUAGAAUUCUCACUUUAGUGAAUAUUAGAUGGAGAGAGGAGAUUAAAGCACUGACCCAGGCUAGCGCCCCAAAUGUGUUGCUGAAAAUCCCCGGGUCUGUUUUACAUCUGACUGACUUGCCAGCCCUGAGUAAGAAACUUUGUUACUGCACCUUUAAGAAAUGCAGAUCCUCUUACAACGCUUGCGUGCUGAUCAUGUGACUGGAUCUGGUUUGGGCUCUGACAUCACAGAAGUGCUUACCCUUCAUAUUGGUUGCUGUGUCCUUUGUGAACCCCCUCCUUCAUACAGCAAGAUAUCAGCGGACUGAUAUGUGUAGUGAAACAGUCCAGCCAUAUGUUACCUAGGGUUUAUGCCAGAUGUUUGGGAGUCACAGCUUUGUACAAUAUGUAGGAUUUAUGGUUUGUAACACAUUAAACCUGGGUAAUUAAAGGGACACUCCGACAUUAAUACAACGUUAAUACAUUAAACCUGGGUAAUUAAAUGGACACUCCGACAUUAAUACAACGUUAAUACAUUAAACCUGGGUAAUUAAAGGGACACUCCGACAUUAAUACAACUUUAAUACCUUAAACCUGGGUAAUUAAAGGGACACUCCGACAUUAAUACAACGUUACUACAUUAAACCUGGGUAAUUAAAUGGACACUCCGACAUUAAUACAACUUUAAUACCUUAAACCUGGGUAAUUAAAGGGACACUCCGACAUUAAUAAAACUUUAAUACCUUAAACCUGAGUAAUUAAAGGGACCCUCCAGAAACCAAUACUACUUUAAUGCAUUGAUAUAUCUGUGUAAUGAAGGCCAGUUUAAUACACUCUCAGUGAAAAUAAGCAGGUGGACUAUACUUGGACCUGUGGCUCAUGGAUCUAAUGUUAGUGUAUUUUCUCCUUUUUUUUUUUUGAAUCUGCUAAAGUGAUUUGUUUUUGAUUUGUGAAGUGACAGUUUGCGUACAUCUAUUUGUGGGGUGGUAGUGGGUGUUAUGACCAACCCACCUAGUUGGUUGCAAACCUCAGCAGUACAGGAGAGCAGACAAUACAUCCCAGGGGCCAUGAGAAGAAAUGAGACACAUUGGGGAGGGAGGAGAAGAAAUGAGACACAUGGGGGAGGGAGGAGAAGAAAUGUGACACAUGGCGGAGGGAGGAGAAGAAAUGAGACACAUGGCGGAGGGAGGAGAAGAAAUUAGACACAUUGGGGGCUGAGGGAAUGAGACUCAUGAGAGGCUGGGGCAAUACAAAGAAACUCAGAGGGGCUGGGGUAAAACGGACAGAGGCUUUAAUUUAACCCAUCAGAUUUUAGUCAUGUCGACUAAAAUCUACUGGAGAUUUAGUCGACUAAAAGUAAAACAAUUCAGACGACUACAAUAGGACUAAACCUAAAAUGACUUUUUUUUAGUCAAAACACUGACUAAAACUUGAAAUUUGCCGCCAGAACUACCACUGGUGUAAAUGUAUGUCAGGAUAAGCCGGUCUGUGGUGAUAUAUAGUGAUAUCAUGCUCUCCACAUGUGAAAUGACCCCUAAAUAGUGUUAAUUCACAGUCACUCACUAAACAACAGAUUAUAGUAAAUUGAAAACCAACAUUAAAACGCUGUACUGAAAAGAGCAGAGUUUUAGGAUUUAUCUAGCACCACUAUUAUGGCUAAAUGUAUCCGUUCAGAUUUCAGGGCUUAGUGAAUAUACCCCGUGGGGUCUUAUUGUGAUCAGUAAAACACAAUAUGACGAUUGUAAGCGUUUGGGAGGGGUUUAAAUCAUCACGCAGGAGGAGGGCCUGGUCUUUUAGCUACCUAGCAGGGACCUUGGUGACAAGUCUAGUAUUUUUGCUAUAGAAACCAUGGUGUCAUAAGAGGAAUUGGUUGUGAGGUACAGCCAUUCCCUAUUUCUGUGACUAUCCUGGCUUAUUGUGGUAAAAAUUUUAGAAAACCUUUUCAAUAUAACUUAUAGGACGUUGGAUGUACUUUUCUUUUCAUCACUGUUUUAUACUAUUUAUUAGAAAUUACGACCAUUACCAUUUUUGGGCUUCGGUACAUUUUUGAAAUCUUAUUGUGACUAAAAUGAAUGUAACAAAUGUAUUGUUUUAAAGGACCACUCUAGGCACCCAGACCACUUCAGCUGUUUUAUACUAUUUAUUAGAAAUUACGACCAUUACCAUUUUUGGGCUUCGGUACAUUUUUGAAAUCUUAUUGUGACUAAAAUGAAUGUAACAAAUGUAUUGUUUUAAUGAAAAUUAUGUUUUUGCCUAAUUCAUUUACUUUUUUUGUCUUGUGGUUGACUUUUUAUGAAAUCACACCUUGACCACUUCUUUUGGUAUGGAAGGAUCUGAAUCUUUUGGUUUGUGCCUCGUUUUUGUGAUCAGACAGUUUUCAUGCUCACUAGUCACAUUGUAUCCCAGCGACCAAUUACCUAUUUAUCUCUGUUGCCAGGCUGACAUGGAAGGAGCCGAGCAGGACCAGGACCAGUGGAUGAUCUAAAGGAAAUUGCAAGAAAUAAACACCACUUCCCAGUGAGCUGUCCAAACCUGAGGACAUUUCUGUGCUAAUAAAGGAAUCGAAAGAGACUGGUGUUCAUGACCUAAUGACCAACCAAUGGGAGUUGCAGUCUGUAACAUAUUUCUUAUGACCUCCUUGUUGUAUACAAUGUGAUGAUCCUCUGUGUACCACUUAGUGCCAAGCUUGGUACUGUCAUGGUAUGGACUUCAUUAACUAUGGUGCUGACCUUUACGAUCUUUAAUGUGAUUGAGCUCGAAGAAUCAAAUUUAAAUGUACACAACUAUUCUGUUCUAAGGUUUUCAUCCAGUGUCAGUCUGGUGAUGGCACGCAGUGCGUACUCUCCAGGCUGGCAUCAAAUUGAGUGCCAGGUGCAACCUCAUACGCAGUGUAACGUUUUAUGUUAUGUCUGUAAUAAACAUUGUUUUUUUUACAUUUAUUUGGGGGGUUUACCAUAUCUGUGACUAUGAACUAUAACAGAACCCAUAGUUUGGUUAUCUUUAUAGCAAAUGAUUUAAUUCAGAGGUAGGUAGAAAUAAUGCAUUGUAAGGCAAUGUGUUACUCACACCUUUAAGAUAGGUUAAUAGUGCUGUGUGUGUCUCUCUAAUCUCUGUACUGCGAGGAAGUCUUCCAGGUCUCUGCCAGGGCCUCAUCGUUUUUUAUAUGCCAUGAGGGGUACUGCCUGAUCGGCUUACUUAGGAGAUAACAUGGGCCAUGGUGUGUUAUUAGGCCCCAUGUCCUAAAUAACAUGCUCUGCUGGAAUUGGUAAAAGCUGUACAUCACAGAUCACGUAGAUCAUGUCUAAAAUCCUGUGGGCACUGAGGAUUCCAAUGUCUCUCUACAAUAAGAAGAUUGUAUGCCAUGGUGAUGGCAUGAUAAUGGUCUGACAGGAUGGGGUCCCUACUUCUAGGUCUUCAAAAAGUAAUUCCAAUAAACUUGUCGUUCCAAUUCUGGACUGAUCUGAUGAUCUGACCAAUUCUAGGGUCUUUAUCAGCCAGAAACCAAUCCUGGUGUGGAUAGUAUAUAUAUUCUCGCUAGACAGAUGGAGCUCUCACUGAGUUGAUCCUGGUCUCUAGUUCUUUAAUUCUGGGUCUGACAAAAUAAUUUGUUUUUAGAUUUUUUUCACUUGGUGAUUUAUCCUAAAAUCUUGGGACUAUUUGUGAGAAGAAUAGAGCCAGUGUGUAGGUGCACAGUUACACAAGAUGUGUAAGGCCCAGGACGUAGUUGUAAGGUACGGGACCAGACUUUUUUUUCACUUCUUUUUUUGUGACCCUCCACCCCCAGACGAAUGGACUUUGUGAACGUUUCAAUGGCACACUGAAGCAGAUGCUCAAAACGUUUACAGCCUCAUGUCAGCACUGGGAAAGGUUCCUUUCCUACCUCCUGUUUGCCUACUGCAAAGUGCCCCAAGAGUCUACAGGGUUCUCCCCCUUUGAACUCCUAUACGGGAGAAAAUUAUGAGGACCCCUAGACCUCAUAUGGGAGCACUGGGAGGGUGACAUAGGAGAGGGAGGAAUCCUUAUUCUCUAGGUCCUGGAGUUGAGGGACCACCUCCAGGCUCUCACUAAUUCUGUCAGGGAGAAUCUGCGAU